GCCAUCAGCUCAUUACCAACCCCCUGUUCUUCACCACAAGACAUACACUCCCUUUAAAUUGGCAUCACUUUCGCAGAUCAGAUCAGUACAACACAAGAAACAUGUCGAGAGUUCCACGAAUCAAACUGGGUUCACAGGGCCUAGAAGUAUCCGCUCAAGGUCUAGGUUGUAUGGGCAUGUCCGCCUUCUACGGAGCCCCGAAACCCGAACCCGACAUGAUCAACCUCAUCCACCACGCCAUUAACGCUGGCAUCACCUUUCUCGACACCUCCGAUAUUUACGGGCCCAAAACCAACGAGAUCCUUCUCGGCAAGGCUUUAAAGGGAGGAAUGAGGGGGAAGGUGGAGCUGGCUACUAAGUUUGGGAUUAAGUAUGAUGGUGUGCGGGAGAUUCGCGGAGAUCCGGAGUAUGUUCGGGCUUGUUGUGAAGCUAGUUUGGAGCGGCUUGGGGUGGAGUCUAUUGAUCUGUAUUAUCAGCAUAGGAUUGACACUCGUGUGCCCAUUGAAAUCACGAUGGGCGAACUAAAGAAGCUGGUGGAAGAAGGAAAAAUUAAAUAUGUUGGAUUAUCAGAGGCAUCGGCAUCGACCAUCAGAAGAGCCCAUGCUGUGCACCCAAUAACCGCCAUACAACUAGAAUGGUCCUUAUGGACAAGAGAUGUUGAACAAGAUAUCAUUCCUACUUGCAGAGAACUUGGGAUUGGGAUCGUUGCAUACAGUCCGCUCGGACGAGGGUUCUUCUCUUCUGGUCCUAAGAUGCUCGAGAAGUUGGAAGAUGGCGACUUCCGUAAGUACCUACCGAGGUUCCAACCUGAAAAUCUGGAGCACAACAAGAUCUUGUUCGAGAGGGUUAACGAACUUGCAUCAAAGAAAGGGUGCACCCCUUCACAGCUAUCGCUGGCCUGGGUUCACCACCAGGGAAAUGACGUAGUCCCCAUUCCAGGAACCACCAAGAUCGAAAAUCUUGAACAAAACAUAGGAGCGUUAUCCGUCAAGCUAACGCCAGAAGAGAUGGCUGAACUUGAAUCCAUUGCAUCAGCUGAUUCAGUCAAGGGAGAGCGAUAUGGUUCGGGUCUUUCCACGUAUGCGGACUCUGACACUCCUCCAUUGUCAUCUUGGAAAGCUUAAUCUUAACCGCUGCUGCUAUCGGUUUUUUUUUUUUUGUGUAAACAUAUCAUAGCUGCAAGUUGUUUGUGAGUCAUAUGCUUGUAUACACUUAAAUCGCUAUGUAUUCCUGUAAUAACCUUGUAUCGUGUUUUGAAACUUGGUUGUGAUGUAAGCAGCCGAGACCUUGAGCAGAAUAAAUACAUGCGGGUUCAUGUUUGGACUUUGUCGAAUCUAAAA
Helianthus annuus (common sunflower) is the source of this 1340-nucleotide messenger RNA. Its product is annotated as probable aldo-keto reductase 2. NCBI's taxonomy places the organism in Eukaryota, Viridiplantae, Streptophyta, Magnoliopsida, Asterales, Asteraceae. Gene Ontology annotation, cellular component: cytoplasm. The transcript is spliced from 5 exons. The record is from RefSeq and is a predicted model, not a curated record. The coding region runs from base 102 to 1124 and encodes 340 amino acids.